Messenger RNA from Pygocentrus nattereri (red-bellied piranha), 1031 nucleotides. Its product is annotated as zinc finger BED domain-containing protein 4-like. The record is from RefSeq and is a predicted model, not a curated record. Bases 320 to 919 code for a protein of 199 amino acids. Gene Ontology annotation, molecular function: protein dimerization activity. NCBI's taxonomy places the organism in Eukaryota, Metazoa, Chordata, Actinopteri, Characiformes, Serrasalmidae. The transcript has 2 exons.
CAACCUAAACGCCUACAACAAGACAUCAAGACAAGAUGGAAUAGCACCUACUUUAUGAUAGAGAGUCUUCUGGAACAGAAGCGAGUCCUUUGUGCUAUUGUUGCUGACCAUGACUUGCCCACGACACUGACUGCUAACCAGUGGGCCUUGCUUGAAAAAACUAACACUGUUCUAGCACCAUUUAAAGAGCUAACCAUUUAAAGAGCUAACCAGGAAAGUAAGCUCAUCCACUUUCUCCAUCGCUGAUGUCAUUCCAGCUGUCACCGUCCUCAAACGCAUUCUGGCUAGGGAAGACGAGGCAGAUACCGGCAUUAAAACAAUGAAAAAGACUCUGUUACAAGCUGUCAACAAUCACCGCGGCACUGUGGAAGAUGAACCUGUCUACGCUCUUGCCACCUUGCUGGAACCAAGAUAUAAAGACAGAUAUUUUACAAGUGCAGAGUCUGCAAAGUAUGCAAAAGAUGCACUAACAAAGGAACUUGAAGAAUUCUUGAGGAGCAGCACAGCUGGAGCACUGGAGACUUCAGAGCCACCAGAAAAGUCCCCUCGGGUGGAAGCAGCAGCAGCCCCAGACAAGAGCAGCUUUAUGAAAGGAUCCGACCAAAUUCUGGAGGAGUGUGAGGAUCCUGGUACAGCAAGCAGCUCAAACCAUGCUGUUGAUCUGCAUAGAUUUUUUACUGAGAAAACGAUCACUGCCUCAGACAGUCCAUACCAGUACUGGAGAGUCAACAAAGAUUGGUUACCUUGUCUUGCUGCCACUGCCAUGAAAUACCUCUGUGCCCCCUGCACUAGUGUAGAAAGUGAGAGAUUGUUCAGCACAGUUUCCAACAUUGUGGAUGAGAAAAGAAACAGACUUACAGCAGAGACAGCAGAAAUGCUUGUUUUCAUGAGAAAGAACAUGCCAUUACUGCUUAAGUGAGCAUUCAGCGUAACCACAGGCUGCGCGUGGUGUGAGACUGCACUAAAUAUUUACAUGUUUACAAUGAUAACUGCUUGUAUGUGUGACCAAGUUACUUAUUUAUUCUCAGGUU